AUGUCGAUAUUAGUAAUCUACACGGUUCUUACGAGAGACGAACUAGGUGAAAUUCCACCAUACUGUCCAUCAUCUGCUGCAUACAGUGUCACCGUCACAAUCAACAUUUGUCGUAUCCGACUUGCAAAUUUGGUUUUGAUGUGGUUAUUCGAGCUAUUUGGAAUUUUAUGGGUUAUAGCUUAUGGCAUGGGUAAAUUGCCUAAAGGUAAUAGAAGUUCAAAUGUAUCGAUUGAUGGAGAGUUUGAGAAUCUUGAUGAUACAUAUAGUGAUGAUGAAUUAGCGGCGGAGAAGAUAAAAAAUGGUAAAAAUAAUGGUAAAAAGAGAGGCAGUAGUCGUAGUAGGAGAGGAAUACGUUAUAUACAAGAAUCUAAAGAUGCUGCUGUUAUCGGAGGGCGGCGAUUAGAAGUACCUUAA
Messenger RNA from Cetraspora pellucida, 414 nucleotides. NCBI's taxonomy places the organism in Eukaryota, Fungi, Glomeromycota, Glomeromycetes, Diversisporales, Gigasporaceae. The record is from the annotation of a GenBank genome assembly.